UACAAGAUACAACUCUUUUUUGUUUUUGUUUUUUUUUAUUUAUUUUAUUUAUUUACACAUUAACCCUCAUUAAACCAAACUCUCCGUGAAUCGCUCCUCCUCCUCCUCCGCCCUUUUUCCCCAUUCCGGUCCCUUCGCAUCGUCGUACGGCGCCGCCUCUCCGCCGCCGCCGCCGCCGCCGCUAGGGUUACGACGGGCGCCGCCGAUCGCCGCCGGCGCCCCCCUCCUCAUCGCUCCUCAUCGCGCGGUGGCGAUAUUGAGGUUUUUGGUGUAACACUAGCCAGGCAAUCGAUGGAUUUAGAGACAGAGAAUCGUCUUGCUGCCUUAUUGAUGGAAGAGGCAAGGAGAUUGCGCCUACAAGCUGAACAAGAAGGUGUUCAUGUUUAUCUACGCCAGCCUAAUGUUAGGGCACGCCCAAAUUCACGCUUUCUCACCGCCACGGUACUCGGAGUGCAGCAAGCAAAUCGAGCUGUUGAGGUUGGCGAAAUGUGGCGUGCCAGAGAGAAGGAGCUGGAAUUGGAAGGGAAGCUUAAAGACAGUCAUAAAGAUAGAAGCAUAUCCAGGGGCGAGAAGCGCCGUAGUGAUUCAUUGCACCGAAGUUCGAGUUCGAGGGUUGGACAAAAAAGAAGAAAUUCUGCCUCCUCUUGCUCAUCAAGCAAAUUGGAUCCUGGGAAUGGCUACUCAGAUGAGGAUGCUGGUUUAAGGGAUGAAGAUAUUGAAGCUUUUCUUCAGUCAAGGGCUAAGCGAGGAAGAGGGGCGAUAGGUUCAAGAAUGGACGAAACUGGUCCAUACGUUGCCUCAUUAUCAAACCAUAACAAUGAUCUCUCACCGCCUCCUGAAGUGCGGGUGAAAGAAGAGUGGGAGCGUCGGGUCUUAGGUCCAGAAAAGCCAGCUUUCGUAAAAUCCGAGUCUACCGAAGAGCCGUCCGAUAUGUCAGAUAUGGCGGAUGAUGCGUCUCAUCCAAAGAGGCACAAAUCCAAAGAUGAGAGGAAGAAGGCGAAAAGUUCCGAAAAAACGAAGAGGAAAGAGAAGAAAUCCAAGCAUCGUCAUCACCAUCGCCAUCAUCGACGUCACCAUCACAGAAGUCGAAGCAGAGAGUGACUAGAAAGUGCAUCAAUAUACAUCACCUACCUCGAACUGUUGUUUACACACACACUGUUUAUACCAUCUUGUAUAAUACCUUAUCGAAUGUUAUAUCAGAUUAAGCUAUUCCGGCCUCUCAUUUCUUUAUUCGCUUGCUUGAUUAGUUACAAACAUCCCUUUCUUUCUGAUACCUUGAUGAAAUUUAGGUAAUCUGACUUGCUUGACCUUUUGCUGAA
Molecule: messenger RNA, 1319 nt
Organism: Ananas comosus (pineapple)
Lineage: Eukaryota; Viridiplantae; Streptophyta; Magnoliopsida; Poales; Bromeliaceae
Product: protein FAM133
Exons: 4
Coding region: 292-1101 (269 amino acids)
Source: RefSeq, a predicted model, not a curated record